AUGCCCUACACAUUUGACUGGCUUAGCAAGAAUGUGGCUAAAAAGCUUCAAGGAAGAGAUCUGAGGCCUGUCAAAAGCCUGGCAGAUGCAAUUAAAUUCUGCCUGUUUUACAUACUUCAGGAGACUUCUCCCUGGUUGGCUUUCAAAACUGAAUAUAUUCCAGUUGAAUUUACCCUUCUGGAUGUCUUGGAGCCCAAUUUUCCUGUUCCAGAGCCUGAAGUGUCAGCUCCCAUCAACCUCAAACAUGACCUAUUUACGCAACUGAAGGCUAACGUGCAUGUCGAAACUAUUGCAGGAGGAGCUGUAGGGUUUGAUAAGUCCGGUGGAUAUGACAUCGAGUUUCAGAGUACAAGCAUCCCAACUCCAAAACUGGAAAGUCUUCAAAACAGGAAACUGUUGGAUCAGUUGCCAUCAUUUAUGACGAAUUGCCGGAUGGAUAGAAAGAACCUCUAUGUGGUGACAGAGGCCUUUGCAGUGACCAAGGAUACUGUGCUGGAAGGCAUAAGCAGUGUCAAUCUGUCAUUGAAUGGAUACAUCAAACGGUUUGUCAAGGGUCAAGUCAAGGGACAAAUGGUGAGAAUGGAUUCAAUAAGUAUCCCAAAGGGUUCGGUGCUGGCCUAUAAGAAGCAGCAAUUGGUCGUUGAGAAUAACACUUGUGUCAUUCUCCAUUCUGCUAAUGCUAAGAAGAAGACUUUUUCAGACCCACCUAAUUAUGCUUCUGCUCCUGAACCCACUGGCAGAUAUCAGAAUCUAAUCAUUGAUACGG
This is a messenger RNA of Mus pahari (shrew mouse), 766 nucleotides long. Its product is annotated as gasdermin-C-like. The transcript is spliced from 5 exons. NCBI's taxonomy places the organism in Eukaryota, Metazoa, Chordata, Mammalia, Rodentia, Muridae. The annotation marks the transcript as partial. The record is from RefSeq and is a predicted model, not a curated record. Gene Ontology annotation, molecular function: phosphatidylserine binding; phosphatidylinositol-4,5-bisphosphate binding; phosphatidylinositol-4-phosphate binding. Gene Ontology annotation, biological process: defense response to bacterium; pyroptotic inflammatory response.